Pezoporus occidentalis (night parrot) is the source of this 2852-nucleotide messenger RNA. RefSeq names its product serine protease 35 (gene PRSS35). Gene Ontology annotation, molecular function: serine-type endopeptidase activity. The record is from RefSeq and is a predicted model, not a curated record. The transcript has a single exon. NCBI's taxonomy places the organism in Eukaryota, Metazoa, Chordata, Aves, Psittaciformes, Psittacidae. Bases 993 to 2234 code for a protein of 413 amino acids. Gene Ontology annotation, biological process: proteolysis.
CUUUCCUGCAUGUAUAUAACCCGGAUACUCCUCUAGACCAGCAAACUUCUACUCUUCUCACUCAUCUGUCUCCUCCAGCCUUGGAAUUAGAAAUUCUCAGACAUUCUGAGAGAGAUUGAGAUACCCAUGCAUGGGAGAUUAAUGAGGUUUUGGUGACCAGGGAGAUACAACAUAGCAUCUGCAGGAGAGCCCUGCCUUUCUGAGCAGCAGAAGCUGAAAGCAUCUAAAAUGUGGAUGCCACCUUGUUUAGAUAUCCAAAUUGCUCACAACCAGAUGACAUAAACUUUGAAUGUGGAAAGGAGAUGUUUCUAAGUUGAUUCUUUGGGAUAGCAAUUAACUAAGUGCCAUUUUCCAUAGCAGGCAGCUUCACAGGUCUUAGCUGGGUGGAUAAUGAAGAACUGUUGGUGACUUAGAUCACUUAAAGGUGCUGCUUUCUGGCUAUUACAUAAAAGAGCACAACUGGUCUGAUUUCCUGUGGGUUCCUAAGUCUCAUGAGUGUAGUCUAUCCAUCUCUGCUGAAUCCCAAAUUCUGAAUGUGUCCUUUGAAUACAUUGGUGGUUUUUCAACCAUGUUCUACCUACAGCCUGUAGCUAUAGAGAAGAAAAGUAGUAGUAUAAAACAUAAUCGCAUUCCUAUGGGAUAAAUAAAACCAGGGUGCUGUACAGAGUAGAAUGACUCAGACUACUGCCCCACUAGGGAAAAGCAGGUAAAAGUCACCUGUUUCCAGCUUUUAGUAGUUAGCUCAGCAUGGAUGCUGGCCGGCUCAUCUGCACCCAUCUUGCUAGAGACCACUGGAAGCACCAGAAGUAACACAGGGAAUAUCUGAGGCCUUUCCAUUCUGAGCAGUGUUAAAUUCUGUUCCACUGGUGUCAGUGCUAAUACUGCAUGAUUGUACUUUGAAAAUACUAAGAUAACUGUGUAUAUUACCAAAACGUAUUUUCAAAUCUCUCUUUCUUGUUUUAGAAAACAAACAACAAAAGGAAAUAGAUAAAAUGGAGCACAUGUUACUGCUGUUCAUACUUUUCAUACCUAUAUUGGGUCUCACUAAUGGAACAGAAACUGAACAAGAUUUUACUUGGCACUUAAAGAAGAUUCCCCAGAUUGUGAGCGAAAGAACUUUCUCCCUUGAGACCCCUAAAUUUGAAGCGAAAACCAACUUGGAACUGAACAGUGUAUGUGGAAUUGAGUGUCAAAGAAAAUUGCCGGUGCCAAGCUUGUCUGACUUGAAGGAUCUCCUAUCCUAUGAGACUGUUUUUGAAAACGGCACACGGACCCUGACUGAAGUGAACGUCCUCGGACUAGCGCUUGACCCAGCUGGAAACACCACCACACGAAGGGCUCCGAGAAAGAAGAGGCAGAUCUAUGGGACCGACAGUAGGUUCAGCAUCUAUGACAAGCGGUUUAUGACCAACUUUCCGUUCAACACAGCUGUGAAGAUUUCCACCGGCUGCAGUGGUAUUCUCAUUUCCCCCAAGCACGUGCUAACAGCUGCCCACUGUCUGCACAAUGGCAAGGAUUAUGUUAAGGGCAGCAAAAGACUGAGGGUGGGCCUGAUGAAGACGAAAUCCAGAGGUGAUGGCAGGAAACGCAAAGGUGCUAGAAGGAGUAGGAGAGAAGUUUCUGCAGCCCAAGAAGAUCCUGAAGUUGCCGCAGAGCUAAGGCGACAAUCCAAAGGUGGCAGGAGAAAGCAGAGGAGAUCUGGGAGGAAGCAGGGGACCUCAGACAGCAUGCCCUCCUUUCAGUGGACCAGGGUGAAGAGUACCCACAUCCCUAAAGGCUGGUUUAAGGGUGUUUCUGGGGAUAUUGCCCUGGAUUAUGAUUAUGCUGUUCUUGAGCUCAAGCGUCCCCACAAAAGAAAAUACAUGGAGCUGGGAAUCAGCCCAACAAUCAAAAUGAUGCCCAGAAGCAUGAUCCAUUUCUCAGGUUUUGACAAUGAUCGAUCUGGGCAGCUGGUCUAUAGAUUUUGUAGCAUUUCUGAUGAGUCCAGUGAUCUCUUUUAUCAGUAUUGUGAUGCUGAGCCCGGCUCCACUGGAUCUGGCAUCUAUCUCCGCCUUAAGGAACCCAACAAAAAGAAAUGGAAACGUAAGAUCAUCGCUGUUUACUCAGGCCAUCAGUGGGUGGACGUCAAUGGUGAACAGCAGGAUUACAAUGUAGCAGUAAGAAUUACUCCUCUCAAAUAUGCCCAAAUUUGUUUCUGGAUACAUGGGAAUGAUGAGAACUGCACGCAAGGCUGAAGAGAGCUGAGCCUGACUCGCUAGCACCCGUAUUACUACAGAAUGAAUGUCUACUGCAGCAGUUACUGGAAGAACAUCCCUCCAUGUCAGGAUGUUUUUGAACUCAAAGCUCACAAGUAAUGUUAUGGUGACUUGAGGAACGCUGAAUUGCUGGGGGAUGGGUAGAAUUGUCAAACAAAAUAUUUCUAGUUGUAAUCAACCCUAGAUAUGCACUUAAAAUCCCAAACUGUAUUUAUGUUUGGAAUUCUGAUAAAUUCCAAUCAUUCACAUCAGAAAAAAAAAUUACUACACCUGCUUGUCAUUUUUUUUUUUUCCAAAGGGAAGGAUUGAAACAUCUCAAACUGGCAUUAUUAAACAAUAUCUAUUUUUUCCAAUGGAUUUGCUUUUCUCAGGGUUCUGUUCCAAUUCUUCAAAUGCAAUCUGUACGUACAGCACAUUACCAUAUGUGCAGAAUGAUCCAGAGAACUGCAUGAGACCAAGCCAUUGUUUUGGCAUUUUCUAAAGACCACAGCUCCAUGUUGGGAAGCAGCAAUCUAGUUCAUGCUUGUUUGUUUGGGAAACUUCAUCCUCUGGUUGCUGCAGGAGCAAUUCCAUGGAAAUCCCAAACUUCUGUAGCUG